Manis javanica (Malayan pangolin) is the source of this 5673-nucleotide messenger RNA. It is a transcript of the gene TECPR1, whose product is annotated as tectonin beta-propeller repeat containing 1. Gene Ontology annotation, molecular function: phosphatidylinositol-3-phosphate binding. Gene Ontology annotation, biological process: autophagosome maturation. Gene Ontology annotation, cellular component: autophagosome membrane; lysosomal membrane. NCBI's taxonomy places the organism in Eukaryota, Metazoa, Chordata, Mammalia, Pholidota, Manidae. The record is from RefSeq and is a predicted model, not a curated record.
GCGGCGCCUAAUCCUGCGGCCGCGUUUGUCCUGCACUCGCCAACAGCGGGGAGGGAGGCGCGGUGGUCGCGCGCCCUGCCUCUGGGACUGGGCGCCACCCCCGAGACCCCGGAACGCCGCUGCCGGUGACCCCAGCCCAGCCCUUGCGGCGGAGUGCUUUGGGAAGCGGGUUGCUGGAGCCUGGCGGGUGUAGAGGAUCGAGCUGCAAGGAGCCAGUCAGUUUCUCCUGGACGGAGGCGGGAGCAAAAUCUGCUUGUCGGGGAAUUAGCGCGGCCAGAUGGUCAGGGCCCGGCGCGCCGCCCGCGCCCCUUGGGCACGGCCUGUCGCCGUGCACGGAACCGAAACGAAACCAGGCUGACCGGCCCGCAAUGAAUGGGGCUUGGGGGUGCGGCAUGCGUCUUCAGAGUUGCUGGCUCAGGGCAGUGCCUGCGCGGUGCAGCCGGGCGGGCCUGGCUCUUCAGGAAGGACUCAACCAGCAUGCACAUCUGCUUUCUCCUGCCUCUUUGGACCCUGAUGUCGCCUCAACAGCCCCUACAAUUGGCAGGCAGUAUGCCACCUAGCCACAGCCACCAUGCCCAACUCGGUACUGUGGACCGUGGACCUCUUCGGGCGGGUGUACACGCUGUCCACGGCAGGGCAGUACUGGGAACUCUGCAAGGACCCCCAGCUGGAGUUCAAGCGGGUCAGCGCGGCCACGCAGUGCUGCUGGGGCAUCGCCUGCGACAACCAGAUCUACGUGUACGUGUGCUCCAGUGACCUCCCCAUCCGCCACCGGGAGGAGGCCUAUGAGAAUCAGCGUUGGAACCCUGUGGGUGGCUUCUGCGAGAAGCUCCUACCCAGUGACCGCUGGCCAUGGAGUGACGUGACUGGGCUCCAGCACCGGCCGCUGGACAGGGUGGCGCUGCCCUCACUGCACUGGGAGUGGGAGUCGGACUGGUACGUGGAUGAGAAUUUUGGAGGGGAGCCCACUGAGAAAGGGGGGUGGACAUAUGCCAUCGACUUCCCUGCCUCAUACACACGAGACAAGAAGUGGAAUUCUUGUGUGCGGCGCCGGAGAUGGAUCCGGUACAGGAGAUACAAGUCCCGGGACACCUGGGCCAAGAUCCCUUCAAAGGAUGACCCCAAGCAACUGCCUGACCCCUUCAGUGAUCUCUCUGUUGGGGGGUGGGAGAUCACAGAUGGGCCUGUGGGCCACCUGUCCGUGUGGGCCGUAUCCCUGCAGGGAGAGGUGUGGUACAGAGAGGAUGUCAACCAUCCGAACCCCGAAGGCUCAUCGUGGUCCCUUGUGGACACCCCGGGGGAGGCUGUCCAGAUCAGCUGUGGGCCCCACGACCUCCUGUGGGUGACGCUCUGGGAGGGGCAGGCCUUGGUCCGGGAAGGAAUCAACAGAAGUAACCCCAAAGGUGGGCAGCCCUACCCCUGUGCCCCGAGACGCGAGGGUGCCGGCUCCUCCCCAGCACCCCCUGAUGCGGCCGCCGGCGCUCUCUCCUGGGGCUCGGCAGGAAGCCGCUGGUCCGCCGUGGAGCCUCCCUCGUCUGAGAACGCGAUCCUGCACGUGUCCGUGGGGGUUGGUGUGGUCUGGGCCGUCACCAAGGACCAGAAAGUAUGGUUCCGGAGAGGCGUCAACUCUCACAAUCCUUGUGGCACUGGCUGGAUCGAGAUGGUUGGAGAGAUGAUGAUGGUGAGCGUGGGGCUGAAUGACCAGGUCUGGGGCAUUGGCUGUGAGGACCGGGCCGUGUACUUCCGUCAGGGCGUCACCCCGAGCGAGCUCAGUGGGAAGACAUGGAGGGCCAUCAUCGCCAGCCGGGAGUGUGACCGGUCGCACUCCGGCAGCUCAUCGAGCCUCCUCAGUGCUGGCUGCUUCUUCGGUGAAGAGGUGAGGGGCAGUGGUGAGUCCAGUGUGCCCAGUGAUAUGGAUGCCUCCUCGGAAGCUGAGAGACCAGGGCCUGGCCCACCUGACCCUGCCAAGUCUUUGGACAGUCCCAGGAACCCCAAGGCUUGCUUAGCCUCGGGCCUAGAUACCCCCAGGACUGCAGAAUGUGCCCUGGGGGUUGUCCACCCAGCCACCGAGACCCUCAGGCCUGAGCUUCGCCCUGGCCUGGCCUCCACCCCAGCCGAGCUGCCCUGGACCAAUAUUGACCUGAAGGAGCCCAAGAAAGUGCCUGGCCCCUUGGCCGCUGGCUUUCCUGAGAGCACAGGCCUCUCCUCGCUAGCACUGCUCCCGCUGGGCUUGGAGGAGGCCUACAGUGCCGACGACCACCCACCGUGGGCCUGGGUGUCAGGAGGAGGCUGUGCCGUGGAGGCCCACACUGCGCUCAAGUGGUUCACCGUCCAGUCAGGCCUGUCCCCCUCGCUGCAGACGUUCUCCUUGUCCAUCACACCGGCCCAGACUGCCGCUUGGAGGAAGCAGAUCUUCCAGCAGCUCACGGAGAGGACCAAGCGGGAGCUGGAGAACUUCCGGCACUACGAGCAGGCCGUGGAGCAGUCUGUGUGGGUGAAGACAGGGACCCUGCAGUGGUGGUGCGACUGGAAGCCCCACAAGUGGGUGGACGUCCGUGUGGCCCUGGAGCAGUUCACAGGGCAUGACGGGGUUCGGGACAGCAUCCUCUUCAUCUACUAUGUGGUCCAUGAGGAGAAGAAGUACAUCCACGUGUUCCUCAACGAGGUGACGGUGCUGGUCCCCGUGCUCAAUGAGGCCAAGCACUCCUUUGCCCUCUACACCCCCGAGAGGACCCGGCAGAGGUGGCCUGUGCGUCUGGCUGCUGCCACCGAGCAGGACAUGAAUGACUGGCUUGCUCUGCUCAGCCUGUCCUGCUGCGAGAACCGGAGGGUGCAUGGCCGCCCCUCCCCACAGGCCAUCUGGUCUGUCACCUGCAAGGGGGACAUCUUCGUGAGUGAGCCCAGUCUGGACCUGGAGGCACCUGAGCACCCACUACCCUGUGACCAGAUGUUCUGGCGGCAGAUGGGAGGCCACUUGCGGGUGGUGGAGGCCAACGGCCGGGGCGUGGUGUGGGGCAUUGGCUACGACCACACGGCCUGGGUGUACACUGGCGGCUACGGUGGAGGCUGCUUCCAAGGCCUAGCCAGCAGUGCUGGUAACAUCUACACACAGUCGGAUGUGAAGUGUGUCUACAUCUACGAGAACCAGCGCUGGAACCCCGUCACAGGCUACACCAGUAGGGGUCUGCCCACUGACCGGUACAUGUGGAGUGAUGCCACAGGGCUGCAGGAAUGCACAAAGGCCAGCACGAAGCCGCCGUCCCUGCAGUGGACCUGGGUGUCUGACUGGUCCGUGGAUUUCAGCGUUCCUGGGGGCACUGACCAGGAGGGGUGGCAGUAUGCCAGUGACUUCCCUGCCUCAUACCACGGAUACAAAACCAUGAAGGAUUUUGUCAGGAGAAGGUGCUGGGCCAGAAAAUGCAAGCUGAUGACCAGUGGGCCCUGGCUGGAGGUGGCCCCAAUCGCCCUUGGGGACGUGUCCAUCAUCCCUGAGAGCCUGGGCACUGACGCGAGUGGGCCCAGUAUCGCACUCUGGGCCAUCAGCGACAAGGGGGACGUGCUGUGCCGCCUGGGUGUGACCGAACUCAACCCUGCAGGUUCCUCCUGGCUGCACGUGGGCACUGACCAACCCUUCGUGUCCAUCUCCAUCGGCGCCUGCUGCCAGGUGUGGGCCGUGGCACGCGAUGGCUCUGCCUUCUACCGUGGCUCUGUGUCCCCCACCCGGCCGGCUGGUGACUGCUGGUACCACAUCCCGUCCCCUCCCAAACAGAGGCUGACGCAGGUGUCUGUGGGGCAGACGUCAGUGUAUGCCCUGGACGAAAACGGGAACCUGUGGUACCGCCAGGGGGUCACGCCCAGCUACCCACAGGGCUCCAGCUGGGAGCACGUGUCCAACAACGUGCGCCGAGUGUCUGUGGGGCCCCUGGACCAGGUCUGGAAACCCGGGGGUGGGACUUUGGGGUGCUCUGGGUUUCCUCUCUGGUCUCCCCACUGCUGUCCCCACAGCCCCACAGGAGCCAGAGGUGGGCCUGCAACGGGUCUGUUUCCAGGUCUGGGUCAUCGCCAACAAAGUCCAGGGGAGCCGCAGCCUGAGCCGGGGAACCGUGUGUCGUCGCACAGGCGUGCAGCCCCACGAGCCCAAGGGCCAGGGCUGGGACUACGGCAUUGGGGGGGGCUGGGAUCACAUCUCUGUCCGGGCCAAUGCCACCAGAGCCCCUAGGAGCACGUCCCAGGAGACAGCUGUUGGGCCGAGUGGGAAGCAGGGCCUCCCUAGCUGGCCCUCGAGAGUGGCUGGUGCCCUGCAAGAGGCCUGUGGCCCCGUCUCCUGCUGAAGCUGAGGCCUCCUCUCACCUGGAAGCAAGCGUGGUGUCCGGUUUGAAGAAGCAAGGUUGACCCGUGAGCCUUCCUGUCGUUGUGUCAUGAGCCGUUCUGUGUGUGGGGCCUGGGAGUGCUGUGGGCCAGGCCAAGACUCAAGACUAGAGAGGGAAGCUGGCUUGAGGUCCCAGCCACCUCAGAGGCACUGGCUGGAGCAGCCCAGAAAUGUGCAGCUUUAUGGACAAUCCUGUACGUGGGCCGUCUACGAGGAGGUCGUGGGGUGUGGGGUCCCUUCCCUCAGCCCUCUGCCUUCCAGGACAGGAGCCUGGGGCCUGCAGUCUUCCAGGAUGCUGCCCCCAGGGACACAGAGCCCACGCGAGCCCCCUGAACCCUUAGCUUCACUGCACAGCAUUGAAGCCCUGCCCCACAAAGAAAGGUAGCCUUAAGGGUCAAGGCCACUUUGCCCCAUUCUGUGAUAAUUUCUCAGAGCAGGACUCACAAAUAGGGUUUAAUCUUAAAGGCUAAGGGGCAGGUACAUGUGGGGGAGGGACAUCACCCUCCCCUGGGGGGCACGGCGCUCCUGCAGUGGGCAGACAGGCUGCCCAGUGGCUGGGGGAAGCUGGCCCGUUGCAGAGUCACCCGCCCUUCCUCCAACGGGCUUGGGGGAUGGGGGCGUCUCAUGUCUGACCAAGUUUUGGGGUUGUCGUGGGGCAUGCAGGCUGCAGCCCCAAAGCCGUCCACCCCUGGGAGCCAGAGCCCUGCCCACAGGGUCAGGGUGAAAGCACCCCCUGCUGGGCAGCUGCUCAGCAGCUUUUUCUCUGGUUCUGGCCCCAUGUGGGGAAGUCCGAGGUCUGCAUCCCACACCAUCACCCAGGAGGUCGUCAGGGCCCAUGCCCAUCUCUGCUUGUUCAGAGGUACAGCAGAUGGACCCAGCUUCCCCAGAUCCCUGCCAGGAGGGCCGGCUGUGUGCUGGAUCUGUUUCACUGUGCGGAGUUUAUUGCCCAGAGGCUGAUGUCUCCUGGGGCAUCUCCUCGGUGGGGCAUUUGAGGGAGCCACUGGUCUGUGCGUUUGUGUCUUUGGGCGGUGACCAGGACAGUGGCUGGGGUGAUGCUCUCCUGUCAGUUCACACCUUGUCCUCAAGGUUCUCUGAAGGGGCAGCCACCUGUCACUCUGCUGGGACUCACUGUCUGUAGCUGGCGUCACCUGGCCUUCCCUUUGCUGAGCACCAGCUGUUGACCUGCUCAGCGCCAUCAAACCAUCUCAUUCCUUGGCUGCUUUACUCAAUGAAAACCUACACCAGAGUGUAAAUGGCUUGCUAUGUUUUAUUGCUACAUUAUGAUUAAAAUGCACAUUCCCCUA